CUUCCUACUGAAGCCUAUCUCUCUCUCUCUCUUGUUCUAGCUUCCAUCCUCUCCUCUUUUAACCGGUAGGUUGUGGUUUAUUGGAUAUUGGAAACUGGAGAGUUUUGUGUACUUGGAUUUUUGGAGGUUACUUGCGCUGUUGAUUUCCUUAGAUGAAGGCCAUGCCCCUAUCCUUUGAGGAGUUUCAAGGGAAGGGGGCGUUAGAUUCUUCUUCUUCUUCUUCUUCUUCUUCUUCUUUUUCUUGCUCAGAUUCAUCUCUCUUACUACAAAACCAGCUCCAUCAUCAACAAGCUAAGUGGCAAAACAGCAAGGAAGGUUUCUGCUAUGUGGGCAGUGAGCCCACAACUACUAAUACUAGAAGAAGCCCGAGUCCUCCAACAUCUUCCUCAACACUGUCGUCCUCUUUCGGAGAAAGCGGCGGCGGAGGCAGCGGUGCCUCCACGGACAGCAGCGUCGUGGCGGCAGCGAAAGCUGUCUCCGGCAACUCCAACAGGUGCAGCAGGCAGCCUGUUGAUGUAGGAACGGAAAAAUGUGGUUUAGGCAUGGAGGAUUGGGAGUGUGUUCUGCCGGGGUCUCCUAGUCAAGAGCAGUCCAUUUUGAGGCUAAUUAUGGGUGAUGUGGAUGAACCUUCUAUGGGACUAAACAAAAUUCUUCAGCCAGGUGGCGGGUCCCAAGAUAUGGAGUUCAACGCGGGUUUUGGUUUGAUGGAUCAAGGUUUCUCCUUUGAGUCCAUUACCAGUGGUGGCAACUUGGUAAGCAACAUUAACCCUUCUAUGGAUAUGGUUUCAGCCCCAUCAAAUCCUGCAUUUACAUCUUCACCGCACAAUCUUUUGCCUACUUCACUCCCUCCCGGUGUCUUUGCACAACAGCAGCCCCUUGAAGCUUUGGAUGAAAAGCCUCAGCUUUUCAAUUCACAGAUGAUAAUGAACCAAAACCAAGCUCAAUUUACUCAAAACCCUGCUAUGUUCUUUCCACUUUCAUAUGCUCAUUUGCAAGAACAUAAUCUUUUAUCACCACCACCGCCUAAGAGACUUAACUCUGGCUCAAGUAAACCCAACUAUCAAGUCCCUAAGAGUCCAUUUUCGGGUCCAGGGCAGGAGCUUUAUCUCAGGCGCCAACAACCGACCCAACUGCUUCAGCAAAGGCCUUCAGCUGUAGGAAUGACAGCAACAGCGAAGCCGAAUAUGGUGAGUGACGAAUUGGCGAACCAGCAGCUUCAGCAGGCAAUAAUCGACCAACUAAUCCAGGCUGCAGAGCUGAUCGAAACUGGGGAUCCGGUACACGCGCAAGGGAUAUUGGCGCGGCUCAAUCACCAGCUCUCCCCUGUAGGUAAACCCUUUAUCAGGGCUGCCUUCUACUUUAAGGAGGCUUUACAGUUAAUCCUUCGUUUGAACGCUACCAACACAUCGGCUUUGUCCACGUAUAACAUGAUUUUCAAGAUUGGUGCUUACAAGUCAUUCUCUGAGAUUUCUCCAAUCGUUCAUUUCGCGAAUUUUACCUGCAACCAAGCACUUCUGGAGGUUUUUGAAGGAUGUAGUAGGAUUCACAUUAUUGAUUUUGAUAUUGGGUAUGGCGGGCAAUGGGCUUCUUUGAUGCAGGAACUUGUUUUAAGAAGUGGUGGUGCCCCUUGUAUGAAAAUCACUGCCUUUGAUUCUCCUUCCAAUCAUGAUGAGCUAGAACUUGGUUUCACCCAGGAAAAUCUUAAGCACUUUGCUAGCGAAAUCAGCAUGGCCUUCGACAUCAAAAUUAUGAAUCUCGAGUCCUUGGAUUCAUGUUCUUGGCCAUUGCCCCUGCAGUUUGCUGAAAAUGAAGCAAUUGCGGUUAAUCUUCCAAUUGGUUCAUUUUCCAGUCACCCUUCAACUCUGCCUCUGAUCCUUGGUUUCGUAAAGCAGUUGUCACCCAAAAUUGUAGUCUCUUCAGACAGGGGUUGUGACAGAACCGAUGUCCCGUUUCCUCACCAUAUAAUUCAUGCACUCCAAUCGUAUUCCGGCGUCCUCGAGUCCCUUGAUGCUGUGAACAUGAAUCUGGAUGCCUUGGAAAAGAUUGAAAGGUUCUUCCUUCAACCUAGCAUCGAAAAGAUAGUGUUGGGUCGACAUCGGUCCCCAGAAAGAAGGCCUCCAUGGAGGAGUCUGUUUAUGCAAUCUGGAUUCUCUCCAUUAACAUUCAGUAACUUCACCGAGUCUCAAGCUGAGUGCUUAAUCCAAAGAACUCCGAUUAGAGGUUUCCAUGUUGAGAAGAGACAGUCUUCACUUGUUCUUUGCUGGCAGAGGAGAGAGCUAAUCGCUGCUUCAGCUUGGAAGUGCUGAUGA
Hibiscus syriacus is the source of this 2309-nucleotide messenger RNA. Its product is annotated as scarecrow-like protein 6. Gene Ontology annotation, biological process: regulation of DNA-templated transcription. The transcript has a single exon. NCBI's taxonomy places the organism in Eukaryota, Viridiplantae, Streptophyta, Magnoliopsida, Malvales, Malvaceae. Gene Ontology annotation, cellular component: nucleus. The record is from RefSeq and is a predicted model, not a curated record. The coding region runs from base 153 to 2306 and encodes 717 amino acids. Gene Ontology annotation, molecular function: DNA-binding transcription factor activity; sequence-specific DNA binding.